AUAUAAUGUAUGUAUAUAUGUAUUUUAACUAAAAUUUUACAGAUAAAUAACAUUUAACUUUCCUUUAGCUUGCAUGAACACAGUUUCAUUGUAAUGUAUAUUGGAGUUGCAAUAUUACUUAUAAGUUUAUGUUUUCAAACUACGUAUGUGGAUGGGACAGUUUAUGAAGAAAAAACCCAAGUUUUAACGAGUAUCGGUUCAAAACGACUUCGGCAAUUCAACGGAGUUGGGGACCAAGAAGUUUUUUUCUGGAGGAUUGAAAAUGCUGUUGAUAGGAUCUCUAUGAUCCUUCAUGGAAGUGUGUCACAGUCAGGCGGGGGUAUCUCGGUAAAUUGCCCGGACACUCAUGUACAAGUUGUGCUCCGAAAAGGGGGGAUACCAAUUCCUAACCCCCUUGGUGCAAAGCUACCAGAAAAUACUUUUGUGUGGACAGAUGGCGUGAUUUAUUCUGGAAGUUUUGUAGUUUCAGCAACUGAAGGGUCACAGAAUGAGCUUUAUGUCAAUUUAACAACAAACCAAACAGGAGAUUACUUUGCUGCAGCCUAUUUACCAAUUGACAGCCAACACAUUGGUGUUGAUGGCCUAACUAAAGAUUGCAGAUACUUUGCAAGUUUAGAGGUUAUUGUUGUGAAUGCUUUUAAUACAUCAACAACAAUAGCUUCUGUUGAUGAAAUUACAACUCACCCAAAUUCAAUAUUUUUGAGCAGAAAGCAACGAAAUUUAUUUGAUGUUUUAUUUACAACAUCUAAUGACACAUACAUCAUAAAAUACAAUGAAUCCACCAGGUUUUUCUGGGAUAUUAACUCACUUUCUGACUCUGGAGGAACUGUGAAAAUAAACAUCAAGUCCCCUGAGGCACUUGGUAGUAAUGAGGCUAUUUUUGGAUGCUUAAAACCUGGGUUUUCAUCCAACGGGGAAUGCGGCAAUAACGACACAAUAUUUAUUAAUAACAGUCUCCCUGGAGCCCAAUAUUCCUGGUACCUUCCAUUCCCACAUUCAGGGCAGUGGUUUAUAGACGUCAAGCUAGCCUGUGAGGCCUCUGCGUGUGAGAACAUAUCGCAAAAGAUAGAACUGUCAGUGAAUAUAAUAACUUGUAUUAACUCAUGUCAGUCAAACAAAGGGCAUGGAUCAUGUGGUUUAUAUCGAAGUGAUGAGUUGUUAUUCGGUGCUUGUAAAUGUAAAGUAGGUUGGAAAGGCUUGGACUGCAGUGAUGGUUCAACAGCUUUAAGUUAUAACACACAGUUGCUGUAUACGCUACUUCUUACUAUGAGCAACCUUCUGUUUUUACCAUGUGUAUGUCUGGCUGUUUAUAGGAAAUAUUACACUGAAGCUCUAGUUUAUUUUUUUGUUGCAUUUAUGUCAAGUUUUUACCACGCAUGUGACCAACCUGGCCAAGUGGUCUACUGCCUUAUGCCCUAUGAAACUUUACAGUUUUCUGACUUUUUAAGUUCCUUGACAGCUAUUUGGUUUACGCUUAUUGCUGUAGCUAAGUUUCCGUUAAGUAUUGAAGCUUUUUUCCAUGUGUUAGGUUGCCUUGCCUUUGCUGUUGUAAUUUCAUUUGACCGAUUCAAUUUAUGGACUGUUGUUGUGCCUGCAAUUAUUGCUGUUGCAUUUGUUAUAUUUUCAUGGGUGAGACAAUGUCGUAUAAAUAAGGAAUGUUAUCCUGGUAAAAAGAAAACUCUUGUUAGCAUUGUACCUGGUAUUAUAUGUGCUGGCACAGGGCUUAUACUUUAUGCAUUUGUAGAAACAAAGGAUAAUUACUACAUAGUGCACAGUAUGUGGCAUAUUCUUAUGGCACUUGCAGUGUUGUUCUUAUUACCAGUUGGCCCUAAGCGAUUAAACUUAUCAUAUAAUGUAGUUGGUGACGCUUCUUUUACAUCACAGUCACCACCUCUUACCUUAUCACAAAAUGAAACCAACAUAAGGUUCACACCAUAUGGGGGGAGCUCAUCUAGCUUAAACCUUUAAUGUUUUUUAGUUUCUUUAUCUACAGUGUGUUCGGAAAGUCACUGUGCACUGUCUAAUAACAGCAAUAACAGCAUUCAUUCAGUCUAUUCCAAGGAUUGAGGUGUUUAGAAACAAAAUAAAAAGGCUUCAAGCCUGUAUUGAUGCUAACGGGGGUCACUUUUAACAUCAUUUAUAAUUGUAAUUCAUGUACCUCCUGGAUUCUAUACUGAAUCAUGUUUGUUAAUGAAUACGUAACUACACAGUGACUUUCCGAACACCAUCUACCUAGGCUAUUGUGGUACUGUAUUACUUUAUCUUUUAUUUUUCAUUAUUUUUACACCUCAUGCGCAUGUGAUACAUAUUGGUAAUUCUAGUAUAUUGAUUUCAUUCACCACAACAUUUUAUGAGCAAUCAGAUACCUAAGCUACAAGUAACUGUGCAACAUCUCCUUUAUAAUGUUCCCUAACCCUAACUCUCAAUUGAAAAAGAUAUCAAUGUUUUUACCAAAUUCUUUUUUUGCCUAUUUCUCAUGUUCGCCACAGGAAUAUACGUAGUGCAAUCUUAAUCAAGUUCCUUAAACACAUUUUAUUCAAUACUAACCAAAAUAUAACAAAUUCAAUCCUUUUCUCUGUACCCCAAUCCACACUUAUAACUUGGUUGCUUAAUUUUGUUUAAUUUAAAAUUUAAAAAAAAAAUAUUUUUGAGUUUUAAUAUGCACUACAGGCCUUGGAAAUUCACCUAAAACGGGUAACUUGCUAAAGUUGACCCAACCACAAAGGGGUUGCUUUGUUUGACCAUACAUUUAUCUGCCACCUGGUAUUUGGAAUUAACUGAAUUGUGAUCUAAAGAGGAAAUCAUAAAAAAAAUCCUCUAUUUUACUUUAAGAAUGCUUAUCAUUAAGUUUCUUUAUAUUUCGAGAUUUAUUGUGUUUUAAACCAAUAAUUUCUAUUCUUUCCUUCCUGUGUUUUAAAUUCAUUACAGCUAUCGAUAUUAUGCUUUUAAUAGCCACAUAUUUUGCAUACAAUUGCUGCAACAAUUUACUGUAUUAUUAUAUUACCGUGAGCAUGUUUAUCUAAAUUCAUGUUUUUUCACCAUUGUG
Ciona intestinalis (vase tunicate) is the source of this 3046-nucleotide messenger RNA. Its product is annotated as transmembrane protein 8B-like. Gene Ontology annotation, cellular component: membrane. The record is from RefSeq and is a predicted model, not a curated record. Lineage: Eukaryota; Metazoa; Chordata; Ascidiacea; Phlebobranchia; Cionidae.